AUGGCGACGCAUCAGUACACCCGAAUCAGCACUCAAGACUCAGGCACAAGCUCCUACCAAAGGGAAGCAGUUUCUUCCGACAGCGACAGCAGCACUCUAGUCGCCUCCGAGUCUCGGUGGUCAACGAUCCACCAACCAAGGAAAUACUUGCGUUCUUCGACCCCGAUCAUCAUCAUCUUGACUGUGCUCUCUUUGUCCCUGGCGACAUACCAAUUCAUUCGCUCUUAUUCUCAGACAAAUAGCCCUCCCACAACAUCUUCCAAGGAGGCGGAUCCGUUAUUCGAUUUUCGCUACACGACAGACCUGGCCUCCCAGGACUCCUACCGCGACCAGCAGCCGCAUACGCAUAACCGUUGGCAAACGCCAUCGGGCGAGUGGCUAUCAUGUGGCCACUCGCCUCACGAAGCGAUCGCUCGCAACUGUCAAUUUGACAUCAUGGCGGCCGUCUGGCUCCCUCCGCCUUGCUACAACGCCGAGUUCGCCCACGAAAUGGCUCAAGCCACACAGUCCAACGCCACUGAAAUCAGCGUCUCCCCUAAACACUCGGUGUCCAUGACCAAUAUGACAUGGCACACGGAUCAAGACCUGUCUGUCGAGACGUUCAUUCCAUUUGCUCAGUUGGCCGAGUACUUCGUGGCGAAAUUCGAUAAAGGAGAAAAGUUGAUUGCGUACUCGAUUGAGAAUUUCCAUGUCGCGCAUUGUUUGUAUAUGAUGAGAAGCGCGUUGAUGGCGAUGCAGAGGGUCGCGGCGGGGGAGAAGGACGUGUAUGUGCAUGAGCAGGCUAUGGGGGCGGAACAUUCUGAACAUUGUAACGAUGUGAUUAUGAACCAUGAAACAAGGAAGACGGGAGUCACAGAGUUGGAGUUUGGGUUCGGAUGGUGUCAUAAGAUGUCGUAG
Messenger RNA from Rhinocladiella mackenziei CBS 650.93, 897 nucleotides. RefSeq lists its product as uncharacterized. Bases 1 to 897 code for a protein of 298 amino acids. The transcript has a single exon. NCBI's taxonomy places the organism in Eukaryota, Fungi, Ascomycota, Eurotiomycetes, Chaetothyriales, Herpotrichiellaceae. The record is from RefSeq and is a predicted model, not a curated record.